This is a messenger RNA of Argentina anserina (silverweed cinquefoil), 1241 nucleotides long. Its product is annotated as putative E3 ubiquitin-protein ligase SINA-like 6. The transcript has 2 exons. Gene Ontology annotation, molecular function: zinc ion binding. Lineage: Eukaryota; Viridiplantae; Streptophyta; Magnoliopsida; Rosales; Rosaceae. The record is from RefSeq and is a predicted model, not a curated record. Bases 171 to 1064 code for a protein of 297 amino acids.
CAUUCUGUGAACCAAACGAGGCCUCAGUGUUCUUCUAGUCUUCGGCACCUCCCCACUUGGCUCUUCUCAGUCUCCGACGACUUAGCUAUUUGCAGCAUUUAUGAUUCAGAAUCUCCAUCCCUGAUAGCGACAGAGACUCCCAGGAAGGUCAGAUAGAGAGAGGGGAAGGAAUGUCUUCAUUCACGGGUUUGUAUGAAGAUCUGGUACGAUUAGCUUCAAGAUUGAGUGAUGAGGAAGACUUCCGAGCAAAUGCUGGAAACCAGGAGGAGGGUCAAAGUUCGAAUUCAACAAGCACUAGCAGGGAAGGCUCUAAUAGUAUGAUAAUUUUAACUGACGCAGGAUUGCUUGAUUGCCCAAUUUGCAGUGAACCAUUGAAAGUGCCUGUCUACCAGUGUGAUCAAAAUGGGCAUAUAGUUUGCUCCUUGUGCUGCACCAAGAUUAAUAAGAAAUGCCCCUUUUGUACCUGUCCCUUUGGUUCUAAUCGCUGCCGUGCCAUUGAGAAAAUUGUGGAAUUAAAUAUAACUCCAUGCCAGAAUAUCAAGUAUGGCUGCAGUGUUCCUGUGGCUUACAACAAGAAGUAUGAACAUGAGAAGGUAUGUGUAUGUUCCCCUUGCUCAUGCCCUUAUGCAGGCUGCAAUUUUGUGUCUUCAUCCAUGGAGGUAUACCACCACUUCAGUAAUGAUCAUUUGGAUUCGGCAACAAGUUUUCAGUAUGACAACAAUGACGAUGGUUUGAGUUUCCCAAUUACAUUGAAUAUGGAUGACUACUCUCUUGUUGUUCGAGAAAAGGAUAGUGGAACAUUGUUUAUCCUCUACAAUCGAUACGAAGCUCUUGGAAAUGUUGUGUCACUUAGCUGUUUACAACCUAGCUUCAUGGAUGAUUUCAUCUAUGUUCUUAUUGUUUCUAACAAGGAUAGUUCUCUCAAAUUUCGGUCUGUGACAGAAAGUACUCCAAGCCUGCAGAUGGAUGGCUCUUCUGCGAAAAGCUUUCUUUUAGUCCCACGUGAGUUUUUUGACUCUCGUGGUCAGGUCAAGAUUGACGUUUUCAUACGGUGCAAAUGGUGAAUGCCUGCUUCCGGUGAUACAGUGCUAAGUUUUAUUUAAGGAAGAACAGAUUCUGAAUGGGUUAUGAGGUUGGCAAUGUCUCAUGCAUUAGAAUGGUUAGAUGUCUGAAAUGUAUUCAGUAAACUCAUGAACGUGCCUCUAUUUCUCUUUUUUUAUGUCAUUGGUUUCUUAUUAUGA